Molecule: messenger RNA, 1056 nt
Organism: Camponotus floridanus (Florida carpenter ant)
Lineage: Eukaryota; Metazoa; Arthropoda; Insecta; Hymenoptera; Formicidae
Product: lactoylglutathione lyase
Exons: 4
Coding region: 251-802 (183 amino acids)
Molecular function (GO): lactoylglutathione lyase activity; metal ion binding
Source: RefSeq, a predicted model, not a curated record
UCACGCACAACACUCGUCUCGCGUGUGAACGUUCCCAGUGUGUACUGCACUUUACAUACUUUGAUAUCUCGCAUAAAAGGUAGGAAAAGUUGAAGUGAAAUUUUGAUGGACACUCGUAAAAAGCUGACAAGACGAGGCAUAUUAAAGAAAAAGAAAUCUAAUCAGAAUUGGCCGGUUGAAUUUUGUUUGUGUGAAUUAUUCUAUAGUAAAAGGAUUAAACUUUAAUAAUCUAACCUGAGUGCUGUGUAAGAUGGGCGAACCAUCAGGAUUAACCAAUAGUGAAACCCGUGAGCUUUGCAAGCCACCAGAUCCUGCAACAAAUGGAUAUAUUAUGCAACAAACAAUGUAUCGUAUUAAGGAUCCAAGAAAAUCUUUACCUUUUUAUACCGAAGUACUUGGUAUGACAUUGUUGCAAAAGCUUGAUUUUCCAGAAAUGAAAUUUUCUUUAUAUUUUCUUGGUUACGAAAAUCAGAAAGACAUACCAACUGAUAAAAGAGAAAGUAUUGAGUGGACAUUCAGUAGAAAAGCAACUAUAGAGUUAACUCAUAAUUGGGGAACAGAAACAGAUCCAGAUGCAAAAUAUCACAAUGGAAACUCAGAUCCUAGAGGAUUUGGUCAUAUUGGAAUAGCAGUACCUGAUGUUGAAAAAGCAUGUGAAAGGUUUGAAAAGUUAAAUGUGGAAUUUAUAAAAAAACCAAAUGAUGGCAAGAUGAAGGGACUUGCUUUCAUUAAAGAUCCUGAUGGUUACUGGAUUGAAAUCCUGAAUGCUUUAAAUCUUCCCAAAAUUGUAUUAGGUCAUUAGCAUAUCUUGCAUUCUGAAAUAAUUAAACUAUAAAUGUAACAAAUUGAACUGGACAUAAUAUUUUAUCAAGUAACUAUUGAAUCAUUAAUAAAAUCAGUAUAUAGGUGCAAACCAAAAUCUAUAUAAGUUAAUUAGAGUGUGAAAUGAUACAUAUUUAUGUAUACUAUAUUUUGUAGUAAUGUACAUUCUCUUAUAUCACAUUAUGUUAUAUAUGUAUAGAAUAUUGUAACGUUUACCAAAUUCUCAAUGAAUAA